Spodoptera littoralis (African cotton leafworm) is the source of this 1569-nucleotide messenger RNA. NCBI's taxonomy places the organism in Eukaryota, Metazoa, Arthropoda, Insecta, Lepidoptera, Noctuidae. The record is from the annotation of a GenBank genome assembly.
AUGUGGCUUCCCCUAUUUUCCCUCUAUAUUCUAAUAUCAUUAAAUAGUAUUACUUCCAUCGGAAUCGGUGAUUUAAAUGUACCACCGGAACAUGUAACAUAUGUUUUCAAUGCUUUCCCUAGUGUUGCCGAUGCUUGUCUAUCAGAUCCACAAUGUUCUUACAAAGAACUGGCAGAGUCUAAGAGGUGUUGGGGCUAUGAACAUAAUUGUAACAGAGAUAUUUCGUACCCGGUCCGUCCUGUUUGCCCUGGUGACCAUCGCGGUUGGGUGAAGACGAAGGAGGCUCAGUAUGAUACUUUCUACACUCAAGCUGAUUUUGGAUAUGUGAAAGAACAAAUAGAUGAUUUAAUGGUCAUGUGUGAAGCAACAUAUCCUGAUGACACUUCAUUGGAAUGCUCCAAAUAUUUAAGAUUUUGCCGAGGCAGGAACAUGAUGUUAAAUUUCACAGGCCUUAUUGGUCGUGGGGACAACUUGAGAUACAAGAUUGAUAUUCUAGGUCCUGGUCAAAUAGGUGGUUUCUGUAACUUUUAUUCAGAGAGAUUGAAGAAGGAGGCAGACCAUAUGAGUGCUUUACAGUCAUGGGCUCCUGAACUCAUACAUUUUGUCAAGACACCACAGAGACCAAUACCUGAUGGGAUGUGUGACAUAGUAAUAAAGAAACCCACUUAUAUAAUGAAAUUGGAUGCAACUGUUAACAUGUACCACCACUUCUGUGACUUCUUCAACUUGUAUGCCUCACUACAUGUGAACUCGACUCAUCCUUCUACAUUUUCAAAGGAUAAUCACAUUUUGGUGUGGGAAACAUUUACAUAUGAAUCAGCUUUUAAAGAAACAUUUAAGGCGUUCACUGACAACCCUAUUUGGGAUCUGAAAACAUUCAGAGGAAAAGUUGUGUGCUUCAAAAAUGUUGUAUUGCCGCUCUUACCUAGAAUGAUCUUUGGAUUAUUUUACAACACUCCUUUGAUAUAUGGCUGUGAAAGGAGUGGUUUGUUCCAUGCUUUCUCAAGGCAUAUAAUCCAUUCAUUGAAUAUAAAACUGCAGCCACGUACUAAUGACAAAGUAAGAGUGACUCUGCUAUCAAGAGGGACCACAUAUCGCUCCAUACUCAAUGAAAAAGCAAUUAUUGAUGCUUUAAGUAAAGUGGAAGGGUAUGAAGUACAACGCGUGGUGUAUGACAGAACAGUGCCGUUUCUGAAGCAGUUGGAAAUUACUCAUAAUUCCGAUGUAUUUAUUGGCAUGCAUGGCGCUGGAUUAACGCAUUUGCUCUUCUUGCCUGAUUGGGCAGCUGUAUUUGAAGUUUACAAUUGUGAGGACCCUAACUGUUACUUGGAUCUAACACGGCUCCGAGGUCUAAAAUAUGUUACUUGGGAAGACAAAACUAAACUUGUCCAACAGGAUGAGGGUCAUGGUCCUGGCGGCGGUUCUCAUGCUAAGUUCACGAACUAUUCCUUCGACGUGCGUGAGUUUCUACGACUGGUAAAGAAAUGCGCUGAUCACGUACGUAAACAAAAGGCCUUCAACGACCUCCUCGCGUUAUCCGGUCUACGACAAACACACGAAGAGUUGUGA